Molecule: messenger RNA, 5220 nt
Organism: Equus caballus (horse)
Lineage: Eukaryota; Metazoa; Chordata; Mammalia; Perissodactyla; Equidae
Source: RefSeq, a predicted model, not a curated record
UAGAUCUGACCUCUUGUCUCCAGGCCACGCCUCCUGCCAGGCUUCCUCAUCACAGCCACUUCUAGCCACGCCACACACCUCCACACCUCUGCACCUGCCUGGAAGCUCUUCCUGGAAGUCGGAACUCAAAGACCCCCUUUGUCCUCCCCACCCGCCCUCACAGCAGAGCCACGCGCUCCCUUUCUAGGGGGCCUCCGUGGGAUCAGCGGUUGCUCAGCUCCUCCCUUGGUCUCAUCAUCUUUUGCUUGUCUGCAUUCCUCACGCAGCUGGGAGCAUCUUGAGGGCAGCAGGGGUGCUGUCUGAGGUCCCUGGGUCCGCCUGCUUUGUGCACAAGGACCCUCAGUUCUGCUGAUUAAACGCUGGAUGACAGCAUGGAGCUGGGGCAGGGCAGUCCAGCCCAGAGGCCGCAUGGGGCCUCGGAGCCAGCGCUGAGAGAUGCCCCAUGACUGCAAGGCCACGAGGACAGAAUUUCAGACUGUGCGCGCCUGUCCCUUCAGAAAAGGGCUCCUCCUGCCUGGAGGCCAAGAUGGGAAGAGUGUCUCCCCCACCAGCGUCCCAUAGGCGGCCACUGCAGAGUGAGACCCAGUCAAUGUGGCCUCUUGCCUGUCUGGUGUGACAGGUCUGCCUGUCUGUCCUGAGUCUGAUCCCUGUCCCUCCUAAAGAGAUGGGGACAUUUCACCUGGGCCAAGGCAUGGCACCUGAAAAGAGAAACACAGCGAAACCACGUAAAGAACCUAGAGCCGCAUAGGGGUGAGAGGAUCCUCUGAGGUCUCCUCUGUCCCAUCCUGCGUUUCUCUUUUGUAGACCCCUCCCCCUCCGUAAUUCUGGAGGGUCUGUCAUCUCCUCUGUACUGUAACCCCAACUCCCAGCACAGGGCUGCGUGUAACAGAUGCUAGUAAACGUGUGUGUAGAGUGAACGAAGACAUUUUUGAUGACGAGAAGAGCAACACAGAAGGAUCUCAUGCCACUGAGCAACACACUCAACCAGAGCUAGGAUCCAGCGCCUUCAUUUCACAGAGGCGAGAGCUGGGGCCCCGGAGCAGCAAUGCUAAGAAUGGCUGUGGGCUCCCAGUGGCCAAGCCCCUCAUGGCUGCAUCACUUCUUCUCUCGCCCCUAUCAAGUCCCUAAGUACACACAGUAGCCCUUGGCCCAGAUGAGGAAAUUGUUUCAGUGGUUAAAUAACUUGCCCCGGGCUGCCUACCGUAUCAGGCAGGAUUAGAAUUCCGGCUCUUCCCCUGAGCUCCUACUGCACCCAGCCCCUAGGAAUCAGGUCUGGAGGGAAGGGAAGGGGGCAGGGGAGGACCCAGGCAGCCUAAGGACUAGGAGACACCAGGGGCAGGUGGUGACUUUUCCUGUCUGCCAACCCCGUGGCCCACUGCGAAGGAACAGGUGCGCGACCUGGUUCCGAGCCCACAGCGCUGCCACCCAGCUCCGGCUCUCGGAGGCAAGAAGCUGGGAACUCACACCGGGGCCCCUUUCUCAGCCGAGCCGAGCUCGUGUCCGUGUCCCCGACUCCUUCCAGGGAAAUGGCCCGGCAGAGGCAGAGAGGAGUGGGAGCAGCCGCCGCCCGGCGAGGACCACUGACGCACAGCUUCAAACAGCGUGCCACCGCCGGCCUGCUGGGAAACGCGCGCAGACCAAUCGGGCCCGAGGCAGAGACCGGCGGGCGGGCGGGGAGCCUGGAAGUGGGAGGGAGGGGCAGGCAGCGGGGCGGGGCACGGCGCCAGCCCGGAGGCCGAGCCCCCUCGGCCCCACCCACGGCAGCCUGCCGGGGGCGUCGCCCCAGUCCGCCCCAGUCCCCUCCAGGGCCCCGUGCCUGUUGGGGACCAUCCACGUGACUCGGUGAUGCAGAACGGUUGUGACCUUCAGCGUGUGUCUGUGAACGUGAGGGUCCCAGCAACAGUGCGGGUUUGCGCCCAGCCCCGCCUGUGGGUGCGGGGACGUGUGGGUGUGUGGGCAUGUGUGGGUGUGUUGGGGAGGGUGCCCAGCGACAUGUGACAAAGACUCCCGUCUCCGGGAGAUGGUGAAGGGGCCCGCGAGCUGGCGCUUUGUCUGGCUGUCUGCAGAGUGACGGUUCGCGCAGCGGCGGCGGCGGCGGCGGGCGCCCGUGCGGUGCAGGAUGCCGGGGCGCCAGGGCGGCCGGGGGCGCGCGCGCCUGUGCCAGGGUGAGUGCGCUGCGGCAGCACUGGGGGGCCGCACGGCGGGCCCGCGCCAGCCAGGGCCUUGGGCGUGACCAGGAGCCACCCGUGGGCGCUGCAGUGGCCGCGUGUCCCCGUGACCUCGGGAGCCGGCCCGGGCCGGGGUGGAUCCCCGCGCGCCCCUCCCCGUCCGCCCUCCACGUGCGUGUCCGCGGAGCGCGUGCUCGCUGGCGCGCACCCGCCUGCUUGUCGCCGCCGUCGCCGCCACCGCGAGCUGCGCCGGGAAAAGGUGCCGGGAACGAGUGAGUCGGGGCCGCGGGCCCGAGCGCCAUGGGCCGGAGGGUACGCGGCGGGCGGCCGGUCUGCCCCGGGCCUCGCCCCCGCGGGAGAGCCGCCUGGAGUCGGCGAGGGCCGGCCGGGCCCACGGGGAGGCCGGCCCGCGCCCCCUGAGCUACAGACACCAGGUGAGGGGGCCGCGGGGUACUGCGCGGAGGCUGGCCAGGGAGGGGCGAAGGGCCACAGAGUUGGGGGGGUGCCCUUCCUGGCGGGGGAGGGGAUGGCGCGAAGGGAGGUGCUGGCGAUUCCUGGAGACGCCAGGGAAAGGAAGUUCCAGGACCCUCCCUGCUCUUGUGGCCACCUCUGCUUCCUGCCUCAUGCCUUACCUUGUCCCCAGAGCCUGGACUCCCCCUAACUGCUUAGGAAAUGUGAUCUUUACUCAGGGGGGCCUGUCCCUGCAAGCCCCAGCCUUCCCUCAACCCUGGGGGACCCCUGCGGCCUCUGACCCUGACCCCCUCCAGGCCAGGCUCUGGAAGCUGGGCCCUGGGCACAGUGAGCCUGCACCAGCCCCACCUGUGCCUGGGCUGUGGCCCUUCCCCACAGGGCGCUCGCCAUGGCCCCACCGCUCCUGCUGCUGCUGCUGGCCAGCGGAGCGGCCGCCUGCCCACUGCCCUGCGUCUGCCAGAACCUGUCCGAGUCGCUCAGCACCCUCUGUGCCCACCGAGGCCUGCUGUUUGUGCCGCCGAACGUGGACCGGCGCACGGUGGAGCUGCGGCUGGCCGACAACUUCAUCCAGGCUUUGGGGCCGCCAGACUUCCGCAACAUGACAGGGCUGGUGGACCUGACACUGUCCCGAAAUGCCAUCACCCGCAUCGGGGCCCGCGCCUUUGGGGACCUGGAGAGCCUGCGCUCCCUGCACCUGGAUGGCAAUCGGCUGGUGGAGCUGGGCACCAGCAGCCUGCGGGGGCCCGUCAACCUGCAGCACCUCAUCCUCAGCGGCAACCAGCUGGGCCGGAUCGCGCCAGGCGCCUUCGACGACUUCCUGGACAGCCUGGAGGACCUGGACCUGUCCUACAACAACCUGCGGCAGGUGCCCUGGGCUGGCAUCGGUGCCAUGCCUGCCCUGCACACCCUCAACCUGGACCACAACCUCAUCGACGCACUGCCCCCGGGCGCCUUUGCCCAACUCGGCCAGCUCUCCCGCCUUGACCUCACCUCCAACCGCCUGGCCACACUGGCGCCUGACCCGCUCUUCUCCCGGGGGCGCGACGCCGAGGCCUCGCCCGCCCCCCUGGUGCUGAGCUUCAGCGGGAACCCCCUGCACUGCAACUGCGAGCUGCUCUGGCUGCGGCGGCUGGCCCGGCCCGACGACCUGGAGACGUGCGCCUCCCCGCCAGGCCUGGCUGGCCGCUACUUCUGGGCAGUGCCCGAGGGCGAGUUCUCCUGUGAGCCGCCCCUCAUCGCCCGCCACACGCAGCGUCUCUGGGUGCUGGAGGGCCAGCGGGCCACACUGCGGUGCCGGGCCCUCGGUGACCCUGCACCCACCAUGCACUGGGUGGGCCCCGAUGACCGGCUGGUGGGCAACUCCUCCCGAGCCAGGGCUUUCCCCAACGGGACCUUGGAGAUUGGGGUGACAGGCUCUGGAGAUGCAGGGGGCUACACCUGCAUUGCCACCAACCCUGCUGGCGAGGCCACAGCCCACGUGGAGCUACGGGUGCUGGCCUUGCCCCACGGCGGGAAUGGCAGCGCUGAUGGGGGCCGCCCGGGGCCCUCGGACAUUGCUGCCUCAGCCCGCACUGCUGCCGAGGGAGAGGGGACACUAGAGUCUGAGCCAGCCGUACAGGUGACAGAGGUGACCGCCACCUCAGGGCUGGUGAGCUGGGGGCCGGGGCGGCCAGAAGACCCCGUGUGGAUGUUCCAAAUCCAGUACAACAGCAGCGAGGACGAGACCCUCAUCUACCGGAUCGUCCCAGCCUCCAGCCACCACUUCCUGCUGAAGCACCUGGUCCCUGGUGCCGACUAUGACCUCUGCCUGCUGGCCCUGUCACCCGCCACUGGGCCUUCCGACCUCACAGCCACCAGGCUGCUGGGCUGUGCCCACUUCUCCACACUGCCAGCCACGCCCCUGUGCCAUGCCCUGCAGGCCCAUGUGCUGGGCGGGACCCUGACUGUGGCUGUGGGGGGUGUGCUGGUGGCUGCCUUACUGGUCUUCACUGUGGCCUUGCUGGUUCGGGGCCGGGGGGCCGGGAACGGCCGCCUCCCUCUCAAACUCAGCCACGUCCAAUCCCAGACCAAUGGAGGCCCCAGCCCCACGCCCAAGACCCACCCGCCGAGGAGCCCCCCGCCUCGCCCCCAGCGCAGCUGCUCCCUGGACCUGGGAGACACAGGCGGGUGCUACGGUUAUGCCAGGCGCCUUGGAGGGGCCUGGGCCCGACGGAGCCACUCUGUGCAUGGGGGGCUGCUCGGGGCAGGAUGCCGGGGGGUGGGGGGCAGUGCGGAGAGGCUGGAAGAGAGUGUGGUAUGAUGAGAAGGGAGCCGGCCCAGGGCAGAGGGCGCAGAGCAGGCAGCCGCCUGGCCUGGGUGGGUCAGCACUGCCUGGGAGUCCCUCCGGGCUGGUUUUACCCUUGGUACCUCAGGCCCCCUUUAUGCUUGGCAGGACAGGGGGCCCUUUCCCUGGUUCUGGCCUCCAGACGGGCAUAAGGGGUCAGGUCCCUCUGACAGGUGCUCACAGCCACCAAGGUAGGGGCUGCAGCCACCAAGUGGGAGUCUUGUUUUUCUUUAUAAUAAAAUUGUUGGGGACACCUCA